Messenger RNA from Pocillopora meandrina, 330 nucleotides. Lineage: Eukaryota; Metazoa; Cnidaria; Anthozoa; Scleractinia; Pocilloporidae. The record is from the annotation of a GenBank genome assembly.
AUGAAUGCUAUAAUGGAUUUCAUAAGAGACAGUCAAGGUGAUCCACUUACUAGAGAUCAUCUCACUAUAUGCUUAGACCUUCAUAACAUCAAGCAUCAAUACAACAUCAGUUGCAUGCAGAACAAUGCAAACAGAGUCCUAUUUUGGGUGGAAGAGAUGAAAAGAGAAAAUUAUAACCCUGCUUUCUGUUUUAGGAGACUGGGGGAGAAGUCAACUCACACCGGUCUCGAAUUGAACGAUUUCAUUUUGGGAAUUCAGACAGAAUUUCAACGCGACAUGUUUGUGCAAUACGCUAACAAACUUGUGUGUGUAGAUGCCACCCAUGCUACA